UGUCAAGCUUAUUAAUUGUAUGUCAUAACAUGGCUGAAGUUAACAAAUGUAAAUUCAUUUUAACUAAACUGCUGUGGAACAAAGAACAAAUAGGAGACAUUCUUAAACAUCCAAAAUGCUUGUUGUGGUGGCUACAGUGCUAUUUGGCAAACACCAACGAUAUUUUCAUCGGACUGAAAGAUGCGGACGGUGUUGUGCGGGUUCCGGCACAGAUUCAGAAAGUAAAAGAUAUGCCAAAGAAUCAGCAUUGGAAACCGCACAUUUGUAUACGAUUUUUACAUACCCUUUUAGUUAAGAUGGAAGAAGUAAUGGCCAGCGUGAAUUGUCCCUACACGGUCUACAAAUUUGUGUAUGACUCUUAUUCAAGAUGUAUGAAAUUCAAAAUUUACAAAGGAAAGUCGGAAUACUCUUUCUUAUCGGAAAAAUAUAUAAAACAUUGCAAGGAAAAAACGAAGCACGAAUAAUUUUGUUUAAAAACUUCAAAGUUAAUUUUUACAAUGCAUUUUAACAUGUUAUUACUAAUCUAGUUAAUGAGUAAACAACGUUUAUUCAUAUACGCAACAAUCUCAUUAUAAAUUUCAUAAUAUACUCUAUACAUAGUUAAAUGUUAAUUAAUAUACAUACAUAUUUACAUACGUAUAAGACUGUGUCAAAUAAGGACUAAUGUUUUUUUUCCUUUUGGUCCCAUAUCAUAACUUCGUUGUCGGUGCAGAAAAAUUUCAGUUAGCGCUCGCAAACAUAACUAUUUUUAAUGAAAAAUACUUUUGCGCUACUUUUUUUAGUAAAAAUUAAAUAUAACAAAAAAACAUGUAGCCCAU
Molecule: messenger RNA, 818 nt
Organism: Rhagoletis zephyria (snowberry fruit fly)
Lineage: Eukaryota; Metazoa; Arthropoda; Insecta; Diptera; Tephritidae
Product: protein cutoff-like
Biological process (GO): NAD-cap decapping; nuclear-transcribed mRNA catabolic process
Cellular component (GO): nucleus; cytosol
Molecular function (GO): mRNA 5'-diphosphatase activity
Source: RefSeq, a predicted model, not a curated record